AGCGAAUGUUUUCAUUGGUUCUCGCAAUCGACCCGGCAUGUGUGUAAUCGUCCUGUUCGAACAACACUCGGAAAACGAUGAAUCCUUGUGAGUAUCUGUAAAUCCUUGUGACCAGUGUGCGACGAGAGUUACCUUUCGCCAAGGCUUUACCACGAGGUAAACCCAAACGGAAUUCUACAGAAAGGCAUCACACCAAAACAACAAACAGCUCCACCGAUGGCAAACUGUUUGCGACGAAGCAUUUCCACUCGGUUUGCACCGACAACGAUCGGAAGGAUUUUCACAAUCCGGCGAACGAUUGCAUCAGCCGAUGCCCGGACGGUUCCCACAUGCGGCAGCCAACCGGACAGUCGGUGGAACAACUCGCCCGUUCAAAUCACCGGAAAUUGGCACAUAUCGGAACUUAAAACGCCUAUCGCUGCGAAUAGGACGGAUAUUUAUUCAUUCACCCAACCAGAUCCUCAAACGACUCCCUCGAAUCAGUUUCAAACAAACCAAAGUCCGGAAGCAGCAAAGGAUUCAUCCGGUUCCCAGGACAGUGCCCAGCAACCGUCAGAAGCGCAGCUGCAACGGGUGUUUGACGUUUUGGCAAGUACCCUUCCCAACCUAUUUCUUCAACCGUUGGACUAUUCCAUCUACCAUCCGAACCUGAUCUUCGAAAAUAACAUCCGAGGCAUACGAACCGAAGGUUUGUAUCACUACGUAAAGCAGAUCGCGUUGCUACGCACGGUGGGACAUUUGAAGUAUGCCUACGUGAAGCUGGAGGUAUUGAAAAUCACCAAACACCCGGAGGACAACACCGUCAAGGUGCGAUGGCGAGUGAGGGGCAUCAGUGCGUUUAAGGUUAUGUUCCAGUUCUGGAAGUACAAGCUCUGGAAGCUGAAGGAAAUUCUGCAGGACACAGAAUCCUGGUACGAUGGUUUUUCGGUGUUUCACGUCGGUUCCGAUGGACAGAUUUAUAAACACGUAGCCGAUAAGAUCAUGCCGGAUGACGACAAGGUGGUGGUUUCUCCGAAAACCGUCGUAUCACCUAAACUAGCCUUGUUCUUGGGUCUAACGGCCGAGAUUAGUCCCAUCGUGGGUUGUAUUAAUUGAUAGCAGUAGUUUUGUGUUUCGUUUUUUUUCUCCUGUUUAUGCCGCUGCAAGAAACACACACUCACACACACGUCGGGUGGUUUUCGUGCGACCCCUCCCGUUAACCAUCCGCCAUGACGGAAACGAGGGACAACCGAACCGGCCCGUCCGGAGAUGAUUGAUUAGUGAAUAAAACCGAUACAGUUGCAUUCUUAAAUGCAUGCUUUGAACAUUCGAA
Malaya genurostris is the source of this 1312-nucleotide messenger RNA. RefSeq lists its product as uncharacterized. Lineage: Eukaryota; Metazoa; Arthropoda; Insecta; Diptera; Culicidae. Bases 217 to 1095 code for a protein of 292 amino acids. The record is from RefSeq and is a predicted model, not a curated record. The transcript has 6 exons.